Messenger RNA from Photinus pyralis (common eastern firefly), 1216 nucleotides. Its product is annotated as 2-acylglycerol O-acyltransferase 1-like. The transcript has 3 exons. NCBI's taxonomy places the organism in Eukaryota, Metazoa, Arthropoda, Insecta, Coleoptera, Lampyridae. Bases 142 to 1143 code for a protein of 333 amino acids. Gene Ontology annotation, biological process: triglyceride biosynthetic process. Gene Ontology annotation, molecular function: diacylglycerol O-acyltransferase activity. The record is from RefSeq and is a predicted model, not a curated record. Gene Ontology annotation, cellular component: endoplasmic reticulum membrane.
GUUUAAUUAAGUGACGCAUUCGUAAUUCUAAUUUUCUACAAUGUUCAUCUUACUUUCAGUAUGGAAGUAACAUUUUACGACCUUGAGAGGCACACGUAUUGCAAAUACUUCUCUGUGUCAUAGUUACUAUUACAAGCAGAUAUGGAUAAUGCUACUAGCUAUUUUCGCAAAGUACCUGAAAAAAUAUAUGUAGCGAUGCCGCUGUUUUCAAUGUGGUUUGGGUCUGUGUUAUCUGCUGCAGUACUGGUUUACGUAGCGUUUUUUACUUACGUUUGGCCGUUACUCUUAGUGUAUAUAGUCUGGAUCUAUACAAUAGAUAAAGACACUUGUGACCGGGGGGGAAGGAGUAACACAUGGUUAAGAAUAUGUUACUGCUUCCCACGAGGUCUUAAUUACUUUCCUAUGAAAUUUAUAAAUGUUGCAAAAGCCCCGUUGAAUGCGAAGAGAAAUUAUCUAUUUUGUUGCUUUCCUCAUGGGGUGAUGCCAUUAGGGGUUGCAGGCGCAUUUCUAACCGAUUACGGAGGUUUUGAUGAAUGUUUUCCAAAUCACAUACGAAGACUUGCGACGUUGAGGCACUUUUUUUCAAUCCCAUUUUAUAGAGAGUAUCUUUUAAGUGCCGGUCAAUGUAGCGCUUCGGAAAAUUCGUUAAAUUACAUGCUGAGCUAUCCUGGAGGAGGCAAUAUAGUGGGCUUGACGGUGGGUGGUGCUGAAGAAGCUUUGUAUGCGAAACCUGGAAAUUACUAUGUUGUAUUAAAGAAACGUAAAGGUUUUAUAAGAGUGGCGCUAAGGAACGGGUCACCACUGGUACCGGUAUUUUCGUUCGGUGUAAUUGACAUAUACGAUCAAAUGUCAAAUCCAUAUUUAAAGCGCCUUCAAAAUUACGUGAAGUCCGUUACUGGGGUAGCGCUUAUACUUCCAAUAGGAUGUGGAUUUUUGCAAGAUUGGUUUGGGAUACUACCUAAAUCUAGGCCCAUAACGACCAUUGUUGGUGACCCCAUAGAAGUAUCCAGAAUUGAAAAUCCAUCGCAAAAUCAAAUUGAAGACCUGCAUUCACGCUUUGUGGAGCAACUUGAAAAAUUAUUUAAUGAUCAUAAACACUCAUACGUACGAGAUGCUGACAAUGUGAAGUUGAUCAUCGUGUAAUUUGUUAGUUAUAUAAGCUUUAAAUACCAGAUCAGAACAAUGUAGCAUGAGCAAUAAAUUGCCGCGAUGCGGA